AGGAUUCAUCAACAGCCUUUUGUCCAUAGAUAUGCUUUUGCCUUUCCGUAGAACGCUUUUUACGUCAUCAGAGCGAGACAGCAACCAAAGCGGCAUGGAAGGAAAGAACUGACCUUCAUUCCAUUAUAUUCAUUAUAAUUCUAACUGUAUUCCCUCAUAUUCAUUAUAAUUCCAACUAUAUUUUCUGCAUUACCUAUAACGACACUUACUAGGCAGGUUCUGAAACCUUCAUCAUGUCUGUGAAGAGUGUGUCAGUCCAUGCCAAAUGGAUCGUAGGAAAGGUUAUUGGUACCAAAAUGCAGAAAACUGCCAAAGUCAGAGUCACCAGGCUGGUUCUGGAUCAAUAUCUUCUCAAGUAUUACAAUAAGAGGAAGACCUACUUUGCACACGACCCACUUGAGCAGUGCACUGUGGGAGAUGUUGUUCUUUUAAAAGCUCUAGCAGAAAGGAGGGCAAAGCUCGUAACCCACGAACUGGCUGAAAUUGUGUAUAAAGUGGGAAACGUCAUAGAUCCUCUGACUGGGAAGCAGGUUGCUGGAAGCUUGUUCCGAGAAACUCUCACAGACUCGAUGGAGAACCCUGCUGGAUCUUUAACAGAGAAGCUACAGGAAUUAAACAUCUCAGCUGCUACAAGUGAAAUCCUACAGAAACCCUCUGAAGUCUGACUUGCCUCUGAAACUUUUUUGUACUCUGUGUAAACUCAAUAUUUUCUGUAUAUUCUGUUUAAUAAAAGUAAGUGUCAUAUUGCUGAGUCUUUUUUGUAUACAUACUAUUAAAUAAAACAUGAACCACUGCAACUUUUUAUUUCUA
This is a messenger RNA of Acipenser ruthenus (sterlet), 810 nucleotides long. RefSeq names its product small ribosomal subunit protein uS17m-like. The transcript has 3 exons. The record is from RefSeq and is a predicted model, not a curated record. Gene Ontology annotation, cellular component: mitochondrial small ribosomal subunit; ribosome. The coding region runs from base 234 to 665 and encodes 143 amino acids. Gene Ontology annotation, biological process: mitochondrial translation. Lineage: Eukaryota; Metazoa; Chordata; Actinopteri; Acipenseriformes; Acipenseridae. Gene Ontology annotation, molecular function: structural constituent of ribosome.